Messenger RNA from Megachile rotundata (alfalfa leafcutting bee), 2981 nucleotides. It is a transcript of the gene Hsc70-5, whose product is annotated as Heat shock protein 70 cognate 5. Gene Ontology annotation, biological process: protein folding. The record is from RefSeq and is a predicted model, not a curated record. Lineage: Eukaryota; Metazoa; Arthropoda; Insecta; Hymenoptera; Megachilidae. Gene Ontology annotation, molecular function: ATP-dependent protein folding chaperone; ATP binding.
UGCGCGCGUAGUGUGCGCAUUACGAGUCUCUCUGAAGGUUGCAUCACUACACGUGAAGUUGGGCUGUUUGCGUUUCUUCUAGAUUUUCAUAAAUUCGAUCGACAAAACGCGUAAAAAUCAAAAUGUUGGCUGCUGCUAGAUUAUUAUCUCGUACCUGUACUGGUAUUACCUGCGAUGUCACAAGGAAACAGCAAUUUAGUACAAUCCUUAAAAAUGCUGCAGCACCUGCAUUUAUCACGCCACAACGGCCUACAGACCUACAUCAGUAUCGAUACAAAUCCGAAGGUGUCAAAGGCGCGGUUAUUGGUAUUGAUCUUGGAACAACAUUUUCAUGUGUAGCUGUUAUGGAAGGAAAACAAGCAAAAGUUAUAGAAAAUUCAGAAGGAUCGAGAACAACUCCGUCUUAUGUGGCAUUCACUAAAGAUGGAGAACGUUUAAUUGGUAUGCCAGCUAAGCGUCAAGCAGUUACGAAUUCAGCAAACACAUUUUACGCUACGAAACGAUUAAUUGGACGAAAAUUUGACGACCCAGAAGUAAAGAAGGAUAUGAAAACAGUUUCAUACAAAAUUGUACGAGCUUCUAACGGGGAUGCGUGGGUGCAGGGAGGUGAUGGUAAAAUGUAUUCUCCUAGUCAAAUCGGUGCAUUUGUACUCAUGAAAAUGAAGGAAACAGCCGAAUCGUAUUUAAGUACAUCAGUAAAAAAUGCCGUAAUUACUGUUCCCGCGUAUUUCAACGAUUCCCAAAGACAAGCUACCAAGGAUGCUGGUCAAAUUGCCGGACUUAAUGUACUUAGAGUAAUCAACGAACCAACAGCAGCCGCCCUUGCAUAUGGCAUGGAUAAAACGGAAGAUAAAAUUAUUGCAGUGUACGAUUUAGGUGGCGGUACUUUCGAUAUUUCAAUUUUGGAAAUCCAGAAAGGAGUGUUCGAAGUUAAAUCCACGAACGGAGAUACGUUCUUAGGAGGAGAAGACUUUGACAAUGCAUUAGUCACCUAUCUUGCGGCGGAAUUCAAAAAAGACCAAGGUAUUGAUGUCGCAAAAGAUCCAAUGGCUAUGCAGCGAUUGAAAGAAGCAGCUGAAAAGGCGAAAAUUGAAUUGUCGAGUUCUUUGCAAACCGACAUUAAUUUGCCUUAUCUUACUAUGGAUUCAAGUGGACCAAAGCACUUAAACCUUAAGCUUUCAAGGAGUAAAUUUGAAAGCCUCGUUUCCGAUUUAAUUAAACGUACCAUUCAGCCAUGCCAGAAAGCACUUUCUGAUGCUGAAGUAACAAAGUCUGAUAUCGGUGAAGUAUUGCUGGUUGGUGGUAUGACAAGAGUACCUAAAGUUCAGCAGACUGUGCAGGACAUCUUCGGUCGUCAACCAUCGAAAGCCGUAAAUCCUGAUGAAGCUGUAGCCGUUGGUGCUGCGGUUCAAGGUGGUGUACUUGCUGGUGAUGUAACGGACGUGCUUCUUUUGGACGUUACUCCUCUGUCACUUGGUAUUGAAACGUUGGGCGGUGUUUUCACGAGAUUAAUUUCCCGAAACACGACUAUUCCCACUAAGAAAAGUCAGGUAUUCUCUACAGCGGCUGACGGCCAAACCCAAGUCGAAAUUAAAGUACAUCAGGGUGAACGAGAAAUGGCUUCUGACAAUAAACUUUUAGGACAAUUUACUUUAGUCGGAAUUCCGCCUGCACCCAGAGGAGUACCACAGAUAGAAGUCACGUUUGAUAUUGAUGCCAAUGGUAUCGUGCAUGUAUCCGCUAGAGAUAAGGGAACCGGCAAAGAACAGCAAAUUGUUAUUCAAUCAAGCGGUGGUCUUAGUAAGGAUGAUAUUGAAAACAUGGUGAAGAGCGCUGAACAGUAUGCCAAGCAAGAUAAGAUUAAGAAGGACCGAGUUGAAGCCGUAAAUCAAGCCGAGGGUAUUAUUCACGACACAGAAUCAAAAUUAGAAGAAUUCAAAGCGCAAUUACCACAAGACGAAUGUGAUAAGUUGAGGGAAUUGGUUGCAAAAAUGCGAGAAACACUGGCUAAGAAAGACGACAUGGAACCAGAAGAAAUUAAGAGACAGACAAACGAACUUCAACAAGCAAGUCUCAAGUUGUUCGAAAUGGCAUAUAAGAAGAUGGCGGCAGAACGGGAGGGACAAAGCCAAAGUCAAAGCCAGAGCCAGAGCCAAGAAGAUGGACCUGAAAAGAAAGAGGAGAAAAAUUAAUUAUAUUUAUACAGUAUAUGUUUAAACAAAACAAAAUUAAUUGCACACAGCUGUAGGACUACGAAUCAGUAAUCCUGCGCGCUCAAAUAAAGCGCAUCGUCAUGUAUCGUAUACAACAAAAUUGUAACAAAACAACGAUACAUUUGUAGAAUCUUUAUUUUUGAGCAUGCGUGAUCAGGUGUAGUCAACGUUAAUUUAAAUUUGAAUCGUGAAAUUUAAGAUUUGUUCAUAACUUAGAAUGCUUUAUAAUUGUAUAAAGCGUAUUUAAAAACGUGCGUAAAGAAUAGUUCAAGUAAAAACCUUUUGUUUCUUUCUGUAUUAAUGAAUAAUUUAGAAAUGUUGAAUAUAUAAAUGAGAAACUUCGCACAGAAGUGUUCUACAUGAUAUAUAUUACCCACUUAAUCGAACUUUCGUAAAAGCAGAUCUAAUUGUAAAUUCUGUAUAUAACCGACUUAUAUUGUGGCAUUUUCUGCUAACAGCUUUUGUAUCAUUAUAUGCAAGAAGUGUUAAGGACAUGACGAUUUUAAACAUUUGGCAUUACAAAAACCGACGGAAAUUGGUAGCUCAAUAUUUAAUACUAUAAUUAUGAAAUUUUGUAACUACAGAACUUUUUGUUAAUUCAUUCGGUGUGCGUGUGGAAGGAUAUUAGAAGUACGAGAGAAUGUGAUGAAUGUUCAAUGCAAAACAAAUUAUUCCUUAAACAAAUAUGCGACAUGUAGAUUAUUUUAGGAUAUAUUGUAUUAUGAUAUAACCAUGUUAUUAAAAUUUUUUAUUCGAAUUAAUAAGCUC